CUUCCUCACUUUCUCUCCCCAUUUCCCCAUGUUCUACUGCAUCAUUCACCAAUCCAAGACGUGGAUUUUCUUCUCAAUAGCUCCGUCUACAAAACCCAUCUCUUCAUUUCCUCAAUCUCCUUCCCAUUCUCCAGCUAGAGCGGGCUCUCCCUCACACUCUCUCUUCUCUUGUUUCAUUGCUGAUCAACUCAAUUUCAAAAUCCAAGAUAUGGGUUUUGCUCCCUGCUCCAUCUUAUUCAAAACCCAUGUCUUCUUUUCCCCUGUCCCUCUCUAGAGCAACUCCUUUUUCUGCACUCCUUUCCUCUUUCCUCUUCAAUCCCUGCACGAGGAGGAAAGGAGGAAUCCGCCAUGUAUUUGUCAGAGAAGCCACGACCCAUCGAUUUCUACAAGGAAGAAGGAAGAGAGAUGAUGAUGGAAGUUGUCAGCAAUGGUGGAUUGCAACCCCAGCAGCAACAGCAGCAGCAGCAGCAGCAACAGCAGAUGAUUCUCGCCGAUAGCAGCGGUGAGGACCACGAGGUGAAGGCGCCAAAGAAACGUGCGGAGACUUGGGUUCAAGAAGAGACUCGGAGCCUAAUCAGCUUCCGGCGAGAGAUGGAUGGGCUUUUCAACACCUCAAAGUCGAACAAGCAUCUGUGGGAGCAGAUCUCUGCAAAGAUGAGGGAGAAAGGGUUCGACCGGUCGCCAACCAUGUGCACAGAUAAGUGGAGGAACCUGCUGAAGGAGUACAAGAAGGCGAGGCAGCAGGACAGAGGGAGUGGCUCGGCAAAGAUGUCAUAUUACAAGGAGCUUGAUGAUUUGCUCCGUGAGAGGAAUAAGAAUGCGCCUUAUAAGAGCCCCACACCACCCAAGGUUGAUUCAUACAUGCAAUUCUCAGAUAAAGGUCUCGAGGACGCUGGUAUUCCAUUUGGACCUGUAGAAGCAGGUGGUAGGUCAACACUCAAUCUAGAAAGACGUUUGGAUCAUGAUGGUCAUCCUCUUGCUAUCACAGCAGCUGAUGCAGUUGGUGCCAAUGGAGUUCCCCCAUGGAAUUGGAGAGAUACCCCAGCAAAUGGUGGAGAAAAUCACUCAUACGGUGGAAGGGUUAUUCUUGUUAAGUGGGGUGAGUACACUAGAAGGAUCGGUAUUGAUGGCACUGCAGAGGCGAUCAAGGAAGCGAUCAAAUCUGCCUUUGGGUUGAGAACGAAAAGGGCUUUUUGGCUAGAGGAUGAAGAUGAGGUGGUUCGCAGCCUUGAUAGGGACAUGCCAUUGGGGACAUAUUCUCUUCAUCUUGAUGAGGGGCUGACAAUAAAAGUUUGCCUCUAUGAUGAAUCCGACCGUCUUCCUGUUCGAACUGAAGAAAAGACACUGUACACAGAAGAUGAUUUCCGCGAUUUCCUGAGUCGCCGUGGUUGGGCUGCUUUAAGAGAGUUAAGCGGCUUCAGAAGUGUUGAGACCCUGGAUGAUCUUCGUCCAGGUGCAAUGUAUCAAGGUGUUAGAUUGCUGGGAGACUAGAGAUGCUGUGGUGGAUUACAGCCAUGAUUUAAGCAUCAAUAGGUCAAAAUCAAUUUUGGGUUUCUUGCAUGUGGCAUGGUACUUCAUAUUGUUAAUCAGCACAGCUCUUAAGUCUGCUGUAGCGAGCGUUUCCCAUGUAAGUGUGCUUAAUCUAUCUGUAGCCAUAUCCCAAUUUGUGUAUAAUAUGUGAUGAUGAAAUGUUGAUUAUCAGAAAGAAGGGAAUUGCCUUGUAUUAUCGAAGAUGUUUGUGGCCAAUGAAGUUUGCUGGUCAUGGCGAA
Messenger RNA from Magnolia sinica, 1769 nucleotides. RefSeq names its product trihelix transcription factor GT-1-like. The record is from RefSeq and is a predicted model, not a curated record. Lineage: Eukaryota; Viridiplantae; Streptophyta; Magnoliopsida; Magnoliales; Magnoliaceae. The transcript has 5 exons. The coding region runs from base 349 to 1491 and encodes 380 amino acids.